Messenger RNA from Ornithodoros turicata, 1068 nucleotides. RefSeq lists its product as uncharacterized. Lineage: Eukaryota; Metazoa; Arthropoda; Arachnida; Ixodida; Argasidae. The record is from RefSeq and is a predicted model, not a curated record. The coding region runs from base 1 to 1068 and encodes 355 amino acids. Gene Ontology annotation, molecular function: zinc ion binding; nucleic acid binding. The transcript has a single exon.
AUGUCGCUGUUCUUCAUUGAGAAGGCGGUGGCAUCCCUGUCAAAGAAUGUGACCGAAAUUAAGCGCCUUAGAUCGGGUGACUUGCUUCUGAAAUGCACCUCGGAAACAGACUGUGAGCUCAUACUGAAUACCCAGCAAAUGCUCGGAGUCAACAUAACAUCAACCUUGUACAGGACUCUUAAUACUUGCCGUGGUGUGGUGUCGCUAGUAGAACUCAUCGAUGUUCCUUCAGAAGAGAUUCUGGAAAAUCUAAAAAACCAGAAGGUGAUUGAUGUAAAGAAAAUAAAAAUCAGGAAAAACAAUGAAUAUAUAACGACACGCAACACAAUUCUCACGUUCGACUGCCCGACUCUACCAGAAAGACUGAAGGUAGGAUAUCUGACUGCAGAAGUGCGGCCAUAUAUUCCUAACCCACUUAGAUGUUUUAAAUGUAACCGCUUUGGCCAUCCUUCCGAUGCGUGCAGAGGGUCUGCAUGCUGUGCUCGCUGCAGCAAACAGGACCACAACUCCAAAGAGUGCGGAGGGCCUGAUCACUGCGUUAACUGCUCAGGUGACCACCCUUCGUACUCUAGGUCUUGCCCAAAGUGGAAGUUUGAGAAAGAGGUUAUGCACAUCAAAGUUACACAGAAACUAAGCUAUCCAGAAGCCAGGAAGAAGGCAUCUCCCGUCCUCUUCCAGAAAUCCUUUUCAUCUGUCGUUAAAGAGAAACCAAGGAUGAUUUCAUGUGCAACACAGACAGAAAAGUCAACACAAAGUGAAGAAACACAUACACCUCUUUCUCAAACACCACCUCCCGUAACAGUAACAAAAGUUUCGCAAUCCUCUUCCGUGGCGUCAUUUUCACAGACGCCGCCUUCGUCAUCGCAAACUGUGGAGGCAAGCUCCAUGGAAUGCGAUGAAGACACGAGCUCACAAGGCUCUUUUACGAGCGUGAGCUCACAAACACAAAGGAAGCCUAAGAGCAGUAUGUCUGGGAGCGGCUCACUCCCCGAUAUAUCACCUAAGGAACUUGCGGCUGCUCGGAAGAAAACUCCGAGGCAGCCCAUAAUGCCCCCAAAGAAGAAAUAA